Messenger RNA from Rhipicephalus sanguineus (brown dog tick), 793 nucleotides. RefSeq names its product beta-hexosaminidase subunit beta-like. NCBI's taxonomy places the organism in Eukaryota, Metazoa, Arthropoda, Arachnida, Ixodida, Ixodidae. Gene Ontology annotation, cellular component: membrane. The transcript is spliced from 7 exons. Gene Ontology annotation, biological process: ganglioside catabolic process; carbohydrate metabolic process; glycosaminoglycan metabolic process. The record is from RefSeq and is a predicted model, not a curated record. The coding region runs from base 8 to 751 and encodes 247 amino acids. Gene Ontology annotation, molecular function: beta-N-acetylhexosaminidase activity.
AGACAGCAUGGCAUCAGUUGGGCGUAGCCAUCCAGAACUGCUGUGCGGCAAUUCUGGCUUCCUGGAUCCGACCCACAAGGACGCUGUCAACCUCGUGCGCGUCCUCUACGCCGAGCUGGCUCGCCUCUUCCCCGACCAGCUUGUGCACCUCGGCGGACAGGACUUCUCGCCCUCAUGCUGGAGCAACGAUUCUGACAUGCAGAGACGGAUCGAGGAGUCCCGAGGGAGCGUGCAGGCGUAUUCCACGCUCUUCUUCGAUUCAUUAUUCCUGAUUCCUAAUCGUUUGCACAAGGCCGCCGUGGUAGCAGACGAAAUUAUCGAGCGCUGGAACAUUACGGUGCCCCGAAUCGUGCUCGUGGAAGUUCCGUCCUCUCGAGUGGCUGGUCGCAUGGGUCCAGUGACGUCGGCUGGCCACCGAGCCCUGGCCUUCUGCGACGGACUGCUGGAGCACAACUGGACCCGCCUGUACACCUGCGAUCCACUCGGGUUCGAAGGAACUGAGACUCAGAAGAGGCGGGUACUAGGUGGCGGCACAGGACCAACGGGACAAUACAUAGACGGCACCAACAUCAUUAGCAGAACUUGGCCAUGGGCGUCAGCCGUGGCCGAGGCACUCUGGAGCCCCCGUAAACACACGGAUUUGCUAGGCGUCGAAAGAAGGUUGGAGCAAAUGCGUUGCCUUAUGCUCAAGAGAGGAUUCGCUGCGCAACCUGUAGGGCCCGGGUAUUGCCCAUGCGACCUUCUCUACUGAGAAGAAGAAAAUACCAGUGUAAAAUGAACUACUUUGAAGAAA